ACCAGUCAUUCAUCCAAAUUUAGAACCAGUUCGCACUCGCAGAACAGAUGGCACGUCACUAGUUGUCCAUUUGUUGUUAUUGCAAGCGCCGAAGCGUCCAAAUUGGAUUCGCAAAAUCAUGAGUGCCCUGUUCAACUUCCAGAGCCUGCUCUCGGUCAUCCUGCUGUUGAUCUGCACCUGUGCCUACCUGCGCUCCCUCUUCCCCAGCAUCAUAGACCGGAACAAGACCGGGUUUCUGGGCACCUUCUGGAAGCUGGCGAGGAUCGGGGAGCGCAAGUCGCCGUGGGUCGGAGCCGCCUGCCUGAUCAUGGCAUUUACCGUUCUCUUCUGGAGCUGAGUGCAUGCUGCACAUAUUCAUACCAUAUCCAUAUCCUGGGGCUGAGUUUCACCCCAGAUAUUCCACACUGUUGAGGAUUGUAAAUACACGCUGCGUUCUGCAGCACUGGUCAGACCUUUUGUGCUUUCACAACA
This is a messenger RNA of Drosophila rhopaloa, 471 nucleotides long. RefSeq names its product protein kish (gene ksh). The coding region runs from base 119 to 337 and encodes 72 amino acids. Gene Ontology annotation, biological process: intracellular transport; protein secretion. The record is from RefSeq and is a predicted model, not a curated record. Lineage: Eukaryota; Metazoa; Arthropoda; Insecta; Diptera; Drosophilidae. The transcript is spliced from 3 exons.